CCUAUCCAACCAUUACCGCCCACAGCCACAACUACACGAAAGUAUAAGAAAAUAUAAAGAUAUAAACGAUGGUAGUAGCAAAGCAGCAGCAAGAAAUACAAGGCUCACACAAAUUCAAAGGAAUAAUCCAGGAACAAAAUUAAACUCAACUAGAGAGCAAACACCACUGGACUCAACACCCACAGCCCCAAAAACAGAUUCCCAAGCCGAUAACCCAAUCCAAAGCAGUGCAAGAAACGACCACAGCAACAACAGACAACAGACAAUAUCAACAAAUCCAACGCAAGUCAAGGGAUCGAGCAUGGAUCAAGCAAUAAGUGGAACAGCGAGAGUUUUGUUCAAGUUUCAAAUAUGGCCAGAGAUGUUUGCUUGAGCAUGCUUUCAGACGGUGAGAUUAAAAAGGAAGAAUGUAAUGAGCUAAAAGAGAAGGUGAAAGCAGGCCUUCUUAAAAAACUUACAAUUGUGGAGCUUGAACAGAAGGCUAAAAUCCUUCAUGAGGACAUCACAAAGCAUCAGAUUGCUCAAGAGCUGGAGUUGUUGCAGAAGCUUACUGAUAAUGCAAAUGAGAAAGGAAGGAGAUAUCAAGUUUAUCGGUAUAUUGCACAAAGCCAGUUCCUAAAGACACCUUCAUACCUGUCAUCUCAGCUGGAGAAUAAUAUUCCUUGUGUGAUCCCAGAAGAAGUUGAGCUUGAAUCUCUUGAUACGAAUGACAACCAGGUGCAACAAUGUUCCGAUGAGACAACCUCAAUGAAGCAGGACAUUCCCAGAGUGACUCCCGAGAAAGUACAGCUUGAACCACCUGCUGAAGAUGAAACGGAUGGCAAUAAGACGCACGAAUAUGCAAAUGGGACAACUCCUGCUGAAGAUGGAGCACCUUGCUCUGGUAGUUAGUAGAUGUAAUGAAGCUUUGUGCAACUCCCCAUCGUCUCCUUCCUUGGUUAACUUAGGUGUUGUUAAACUUUUCCUGGAUAACUUAAGUAGCUUGUCUCUAUGGAGGGAAGAUUCUUCUAUCAGUUGCAGGUUUUUCCUUGGUACUUUGAUUUUAGUCGCUACAAUGAUUAUUCAGUGUUCUAGAUUUGUUAUUUAUAUCACAGCCAGUUAAGACUUUUUCCA
Messenger RNA from Capsicum annuum, 1113 nucleotides. RefSeq lists its product as uncharacterized. NCBI's taxonomy places the organism in Eukaryota, Viridiplantae, Streptophyta, Magnoliopsida, Solanales, Solanaceae. The transcript is spliced from 6 exons. The coding region runs from base 352 to 891 and encodes 179 amino acids. The record is from RefSeq and is a predicted model, not a curated record. Gene Ontology annotation, molecular function: DNA binding.